Molecule: messenger RNA, 261 nt
Organism: Meloidogyne enterolobii
Lineage: Eukaryota; Metazoa; Nematoda; Chromadorea; Rhabditida; Meloidogynidae
Source: the annotation of a GenBank genome assembly
AUGGCACAAAUUCCUCCCCGAAUCAUCACAGAUUGCGGGAAAAGUCUUUUUUACACACCAAUUAGUCUCACGGACUUAUUGGUGUCAGUUUCUGAUAUUGUGACAGCGUUGGACGGUAGAAAUUUUCAUUUAAGUAAAAAACACCCGUUUAGCCGACCAGCUGCGACCAAGCGCUUCAAAAAACGACAUUUUUGGGGAGUUUUGAGAGGAAUUUUUGACAUCUAUUCUCUGAAAAUUUUUUAUAGACUAAAUGUUUUCUGA